ACGAGAAGCCCCAACACCGCAACGAACACAGAUUAAUGGCUAUAUCAAUGCUCCAGGACGCACAGACACGAAGCCUAGCUGCUGCUUUAGCGGGAAUUAAAAGGGAGGAGGUCGCUGCAGACCGCUCCAUGUCACUGUCGCCUCCCAUGUCGGCCAACACGUCAGCCAGCAGCGCCGCGGCCAUGUACCCGGGAAUGGGUCUACAACAGGCGGCCGCUGCAUCAGCCUUCGGCAUGCUCUCACCCACCCAACUGAUGGCUGCUAACCGCCAGGCGGCUGCUUUUAUGGCCCAGCUUCCAAUGAGCACAUUGGCCAACACACUGUUUCCCCACAACCCGGCGGCUUUGUUUGGAGCUUGGGCCGCCCAGCAGUCGCAGAUGCCACCCCAGGGCACGCAUAUGCAUUCCCCGCCCGCCAGUCCGCACUCGCCCGUGCCCACUACACCUUUGGGCAGUGGCAAGCAUCCGUUGACCUCUCCCAGCAGUACACCACAGCACCGUGAGCCAGUGAAGAAAUCUCGCAAGUUAUCGGUAAAGAAGGAGUUCCAGACGGAAAUCACCAUGAGCGUGAAUGAUCUCUAUCACACACCGGGUGGACCCAUUUCUCCGCCAUCCAGCGGCAGCUCGCCCAAUUCCACACACGAGGUGGGAAGCGUCGGUGCGGGAGUUACCGGCGUCGCAUCCAAAGAUCCCUCUCGCGACAAGAGCUUCACCUGCAAGAUCUGCUCUCGCAGCUUUGGAUACAAGCACGUCCUGCAGAACCACGAACGUACGCACACCGGCGAGAAGCCUUUCGAAUGCCCAGAGUGCCACAAGCGCUUCACCCGAGACCAUCAUCUGAAGACCCACAUGCGUCUGCACACCGGAGAGAAGCCAUAUCAUUGCUCCCACUGCGAUCGCCAAUUCGUGCAGGUGGCCAAUCUUAGGCGUCACCUGCGCGUUCACACUGGGGAGCGUCCGUACACUUGCGAGAUCUGCGACGGUAAAUUCAGUGACUCCAAUCAGCUGAAGUCCCAUAUGCUGGUCCACAAUGGCGAGAAGCCAUUUGAGUGCGACCGGUGCCAUAUGAAAUUCCGUCGGCGUCACCACCUGAUGAAUCACAAGUGUGGCAUUCAGUCGCCACCCACUCCGGCCCUCUCACCUGCAAUGAGUGGAGACUUUCCCAUGGCAGUCACCUCUAUGGCUCUGGAGCCAUCAGCCAAUAAAUUUGCGGCUAUGUGUGCAAGCUAUGGGGGCUCUGACGAGUCGGUUGAUCUCGAAAAGGGUUCUUUGGACGACGAGGCUCCAUUGGAUUUGUCUGAGGACGGCGCCAGCUCAGUAGAUGGCCACUGCAGCAGUAGCAUGGCCCGUCGAAAGGCCCAGGAUAUACGCCGUGUGUUUCGUCUACCUCCUCCCCAGAUAAUCCAUGUCCGCAGCGAAAUGCCCGAGCAAACCGAGCCUGAGGAUCUCAGCAUGCACUCGCCCCGCUCCACCGAAUCACAAGAACAAAACGAGGAUAUUGAUUUGGACGAUUUGGAUGAUGCCGCUGCUCUAUAUAUGCGCCAGAAGAGGAAGCGGCUAAGAGAACUCCAACGCCAACGCCAACGCAAAAGCAAAAGAAAUGAGCCAGUACCGCCCAUGCAACAGUAA
Messenger RNA from Drosophila persimilis, 1628 nucleotides. Its product is annotated as protein krueppel. Gene Ontology annotation, cellular component: nucleus. The transcript has 4 exons. Lineage: Eukaryota; Metazoa; Arthropoda; Insecta; Diptera; Drosophilidae. The coding region runs from base 36 to 1628 and encodes 530 amino acids. The record is from RefSeq and is a predicted model, not a curated record.